Molecule: messenger RNA, 423 nt
Organism: Rangifer tarandus platyrhynchus (Svalbard reindeer)
Lineage: Eukaryota; Metazoa; Chordata; Mammalia; Artiodactyla; Cervidae
Source: the annotation of a GenBank genome assembly
AUGCCAGGUCCCAUCCCUGCCCCUGACAGCCAGGGCCCCCGGCUGACCUCACCACCAUGGGGCGAGCUCUCCGCAGCCAGGAUAUUAGCAAGCACAGAUCCAGGCGAACCCAGCAGUGGGAUGAGGGACCUCUGGGAGACUGAUCAGAGCCAUGGCUCCAGUCCCUUUGAAGAGAAUAAAUCUAAAUUACAGGACAUAAUACCUCAGCCCCUGCUAGAUCAGUACGUGUCCAUGACUGACCCAGCUCGGGUGCAGACCGUCAAUACCAACAUAGCCAAACACUGCGCCUGCAGCCUCCCCGGGGGUGGCACUCACCCUGGGCCGGCAGAAUUGGCACUGCCUGAAAGAUACGCACAAGACGCUGGCCUCCGACGUGCAGGUAAAAGGAGCCUUUGCAGAGGCUGGCACAGAACAGCUAAUUAG